CGACUCCCUUCCAAAAAUCUUCUUCUUCUCACUCAUUGAAUGUUUACACGUCAUACGUGUCACUCAGCCAGCCGGGACAACAGCGUCUUCCUUGAAGCCAAACAUUGAGAGUUGCAGCUUGCAAUUGGAUUAUUAAGUUUGACAGAAUGAUAUCAGACGUUCAGCUUGCAGUCUUUGUGAACAUUUUGGGUGUCUCUCUCUUCCUAAUGGUAGUCCUCUACCAUUACAUUUCUGCAAACAACCCAAAAUCACACUAAAGGAAACGUAACUUUUUUUUUUUUUAUGAGUGACUGGGAGGGAGUGAGUGGUGGUGUGUGUGUGCAUUAUAUGUUAAAAUGGUGAAGCGAUUCUAUUGUGAUUAUUGUGAUGCAUCAUAUCCUUAUAGUGUUGAGGCUCGUAAGAAACACAGCCAGGGUCAUUAUCAUCAGAAAUUAAAAAAGUUACAUUAUGACCGUUUUCAAACUGCUAAAGAAAAAUUGGAACAUGAACUUCAAAAGGAAAAAUGUCGUAACUUCCACUCUGGCAGACAGUGUCACUAUGGAGAAUCUUGCAUUUAUUCCCACCUAACUGAGGUCGACAUAGAACAUCUGAAGAUGAAUGUCCUCAUGGAAGAAGAUCAGAUCCGCCUUGCAAAGCUUCCAACUUUACAAAUGAAAGGAGCUGAGCCAAAUACUGAAGAAUGGACAGUCAGGAUGAAUAGUAAAGAUAUGGAGACAGGUUUGCAACCAUCAGAGUUAAUAGAAGAGUACAAAUCUAAAUACAAGUUACCCAGUUGUUUAAAGGAAAAUUCAAAUAUUCCUCAGUCAAUGAUUCCUUCAUCAAUAGAAAGCCUUAUGACCUGCAGUUUUCAAGAUUGGGGGUGAAAACAAAUGCAACCCUUAUCAAGAUGAAUGAAACCUUUCUUGAUCAGUCAAGUAACAAUUAUUUUAUCUUGCAGCCUUAGCACAAAUAAAAUAUACUUAUAAGUAA
Molecule: messenger RNA, 969 nt
Organism: Macrobrachium nipponense
Lineage: Eukaryota; Metazoa; Arthropoda; Malacostraca; Decapoda; Palaemonidae
Product: zinc finger matrin-type protein 5-like
Exons: 5
Coding region: 336-863 (175 amino acids)
Cellular component (GO): U12-type spliceosomal complex
Molecular function (GO): metal ion binding
Source: RefSeq, a predicted model, not a curated record